Messenger RNA from Malassezia pachydermatis, 366 nucleotides. Its product is annotated as signal recognition particle 9 protein. Lineage: Eukaryota; Fungi; Basidiomycota; Malasseziomycetes; Malasseziales; Malasseziaceae. The transcript is spliced from 3 exons. The record is from RefSeq and is a predicted model, not a curated record. Gene Ontology annotation, molecular function: 7S RNA binding. Gene Ontology annotation, biological process: SRP-dependent cotranslational protein targeting to membrane. The coding region runs from base 1 to 366 and encodes 121 amino acids. Gene Ontology annotation, cellular component: signal recognition particle, endoplasmic reticulum targeting.
AUGGUGUAUUUGAAGCACUGGAACGAGUUCAAGGCGCAGGCGCUCGAGCUGUAUAGCCGCAAUCCACGGCAGUCUCGCUUUUUGGUCAAGGCUCAGCCCAAGACACAGACGUUGGUUGUAAAACUGACAGACAACCGCGAGACGCUCAAGUUCCGUGCCAAGUCGUCCAUUAUCCUCAAUCGUCUGGAUGAAUUCCAGCGACAGUUACUGGAGCGCAUGUCCGGUGUGAAGCCGCCUGCGGCGCCCGUCGCUGCCACGGCCACCGCCGUGGCGAAUACAGCCGAGAAGGCCGUGAAUGCUGUGGCAGACAAGGCCAGUGCACCCACGAGCAAGUCUAGCAAGAAAAAGAAGGGGAAGAAAAAGUAA